Messenger RNA from Rubroshorea leprosula, 1944 nucleotides. The record is from the annotation of a GenBank genome assembly. Lineage: Eukaryota; Viridiplantae; Streptophyta; Magnoliopsida; Malvales; Dipterocarpaceae.
UUCCCAUUCAAUCCGUCUGACCGUCUCUGUUUUUCACUCCAUCUUCAAAAAGCCGCCGCAGUCAGUAGAGUAGACGUAGGCUUUGAUCGGAAAAAUCUCUUAAGAAAAGAACAAAUUCAGAUACAAGGAAUGGCUCUGGCAAGCCUGGCAAGGAGGAAGGGUUACCUUCUAUCCAGAAACCUCUCGAAUUCGUCCGCCGAUGCGUUGAGGUACUCCUUUUCGCUGAGCACUUUCUCGAGAGGUUUCGCGUCGGGAUCUGAGGAGAACGAUGUCGUUGUCAUCGGAGGCGGGCCUGGUGGCUAUGUGGCGGCCAUCAAGGCCGCCCAGCUUGGUCUUAAGACUACCUGUAUCGAGAAGCGCGGCACCCUUGGCGGUACCUGCCUCAACGUGGGAUGCAUCCCUUCUAAGGCCCUUCUCCAUUCCUCCCACAUGUACCAUGAAGCUAAGCAUUCAUUUCCGAGCCAUGGUGUCAAAUUUUCUUCUGUUGAGGUUGAUUUGCCUGCCAUGAUGGCCCAAAAGGACAAGGCUGUCUCUGGUCUUACCCGUGGUAUUGAAGGUUUAUUCAAGAAGAAUAAAGUAAAUUAUGUCAAAGGCUAUGGCAAAUUCAUAUCUCCAUCCGAAGUUUCUGUAGACACCCUUGAAGGUGGGAAUACUGUUGUUAAGGGCAAGCAUAUCAUAGUUGCUACUGGUUCUGAUGUUAAAUCUUUACCUGGGGUUGCCAUUGAUGAAAAGAGAAUUGUUUCGUCAACUGGAGCUCUGGCUUUGUCAGAAGUCCCUAAGAAACUGAUAGUGAUUGGGGCAGGCUAUAUAGGGCUUGAGAUGGGCUCAGUCUGGGGACGACUUGGCUCAGAGGUUACUGUUGUUGAGUUUGCCCCAGAUAUUGUUCCAAGUAUGGAUGGGGAAAUUCGCAAGCAAUUCCAACGCACACUUGAGAAACAGAAGAUGAAAUUUAUGCUCAAGACCAAGGUGGUAGGAGUUGAUACAUCAGGAGAUAUUGUGAAACUAACAGUUGAACCAGCAUCUGGUGGAGAGCAGAAAACACUUGAGGCUGAUGUUGUUCUUGUCUCUGCUGGUAGGGUUCCAUUUACAGCUGGAUUGGGACUGGACAAGAUAGGGGUGGAAACUGAUAAGGCAGGACGAAUUUUGGUCAAUGAAAGAUUUGUGACAAAUGUGCCUGGUGUUUAUGCCAUUGGGGAUGUAAUUCCUGGGCCUAUGUUAGCCCACAAAGCUGAAGAGGAUGGGGUUGCUUGUGUGGAAUUUAUAGCUGGCAAACAUGGCCAUGUAGAUUAUGAUAAGGUCCCUGGAGUUGUCUAUACUCAUCCUGAGGUUGCCUCUGUGGGGAAGACUGAGGAGCAGGUUAAGGCACUUGGGGUUGACUACCGUGUUGGUAAGUUCCCUUUCUUGGCAAACAGCCGUGCCAAGGCAAUUGAUGAUGCUGAAGGAAUAGUCAAGAUACUGGCUGACAAGGAGACGGACAAAAUACUUGGAGUCCACAUAAUGGCACCCAAUGCUGGUGAGCUCAUUCAUGAAGCUGUGCUUGCCAUCAACUAUGAUGCAGCUAGCGAGGAUAUAGCACGUGUGUGCCAUGCACAUCCUACAAUGAGCGAGGCAUUGAAGGAAGCUGCAAUGGCUACUUAUGAUAAGCCCAUUCAUUUCUAGGAUGGCGUUCUUGUUUGAUAUUUUUGUUUUAGAAUCUUGGGAGUGACUUGCCAAAGACUUCUUUCCCAUCUUCUGGUUUUAUCCUUCAUUGAGGCAGUUGACAUGCUUGAAUAGAGUUUUGCUAUUUUCUUCAUUGCCUGUCAUCUAAAUGGCAGAAUAAUUGAGCAUGUUCAGUCAUCAUGUUAUACCAAUGUUAAUAACAAUGACAUUUUGAAGCAGGUUUCUUCUGGGUGUGGUUAUUGCCACUAUGGAAAUUGUAAAGGACACUAAAAUGUUAUUUUUACA